This is a messenger RNA of Racocetra persica, 218 nucleotides long. The record is from the annotation of a GenBank genome assembly. NCBI's taxonomy places the organism in Eukaryota, Fungi, Glomeromycota, Glomeromycetes, Diversisporales, Gigasporaceae.
UUGAUAAUGAAACAGAGUUAUUAGUAGCAGCAGACCCGGAGCAAGUUGAAGUUAAAAGAAUUGAUGAAAUCGAUGAUGUUGAUAUCGAAGAAAUCAACGAAGCUUCUCUAAUUAAUGCUACAAAUACAGAAGUAUCAGUUUUAAGUCCAUUGCCAUCAUCGGUUCAGAAACGAAGAACUGCAGCAAUUAGAAGCCAUAGAUGUAAUUCUAACAAACAA